Molecule: messenger RNA, 6878 nt
Organism: Dipodomys ordii (Ord's kangaroo rat)
Lineage: Eukaryota; Metazoa; Chordata; Mammalia; Rodentia; Heteromyidae
Gene: Dock1
Product: dedicator of cytokinesis 1
Exons: 52
Coding region: 123-5795 (1890 amino acids)
Biological process (GO): cell migration; small GTPase-mediated signal transduction
Cellular component (GO): plasma membrane; cytoplasm
Molecular function (GO): small GTPase binding; guanyl-nucleotide exchange factor activity
Source: RefSeq, a predicted model, not a curated record
CUCCGCCGCAAACUUUUUCCUCCCAUCCUGUCGCGGCUCGAAAGGAAUGGAAAAUGGCGGCCUAGGCGCGGACUUUCCGGCCCGACCUGCGGCGGCGGCUCUCGGCCCCGCGGCCGCGCACCAUGACGCGCUGGGUGCCCACCAAGAGGGAGGAGAAGUACGGCGUGGCCUUCUAUAACUAUGAUGCCAGGGGAGCAGACGAACUUUCCUUGCAGAUAGGGGACACGGUGCACAUCCUUGAGACCUAUGAAGGGUGGUACCGAGGCUACACCUUAAGGAAAAAGUCAAAGAAGGGCAUAUUUCCUGCUUCUUAUAUUCAUCUUAAAGAAGCAAUAGUUGAAGGAAAAGGGCAACAUGAGACUGUCAUCCCAGGCGACCUCCCCCUCAUACAGGAAGUCACCACCACGCUCCGGGAGUGGGCCGCCAUCUGGAGGCAGCUCUAUGUGCAAGAUAACAGGGAAAUGUUUCGAAGUGUCCGUCACAUGAUCUACGACCUCAUCGAGUGGAGGUCACAGAUUCUGUCUGGAACUCUGCCCCAGGAUGAGCUCAAAGAGCUGAAGAAGAAGGUUACAGCCAAAAUCGAUUAUGGAAACAGAAUUCUUGACUUGGACCUUGUGGUGCGCGAUGAAGAUGGGAAUAUUUUGGAUCCAGAACUAACAAGCACCAUUAGUCUCUUCCGGGCCCACAAAGUAGCUUCUAAGCAAGUGGAGGAACGAUUGCAAGAAGAAAAAUCUCAGAAGCAGAACCUGGAUAUUAACAGACAAGCCAAGUUUGCGGCCACCCCUUCUCUGGCCCUGUUUGUCAACCUCAAGAAUGUGGUUUGUAAGAUCGGAGAAGAUGCUGAGGUCCUCAUGUCUCUCUACGACCCUACGGAGUCCAAGUUCAUCAGUGAAAACUACCUUGUUCGCUGGUCGAGUUCAGGGUUACCCAAGGACAUAGACAGACUGCAUAAUUUGAGAGCUGUCUUUACAGACCUUGGAAGCAAAGACCUGAAGAGGGAGAAGAUUAGUUUUGUCUGUCAGAUUGUCCGAGUGGGUCGCAUGGAGCUGAGGGACAGCAACACUCGGAAACUGACCUCGGGCCUGCGGCGACCUUUUGGCGUGGCUGUGAUGGAUGUAACUGAUAUAAUAAAUGGAAAAGUAGACGAUGAAGAUAAACAGCAUUUCAUUCCCUUCCAGCCGCUCGCGUUGGAUGAAGCCAUUCGACACAAGCCGCUCAACAUGUCAUCCCGUUUUUCACCCAGGGUGGCAGGGGAGAAUGACUUCCUUCAGACUGUUAUAAACAAAGUGAUCGCUGCCAAAGAAGUCAACCACAAGGGGCAGGGUUUGUGGGUAACAUUGAAAUUGCUUCCUGGAGAUGUACAUCAGAUUCGGAAGGAGUUUCCUCAUCUGGUGGACAGGACCACUGCCGUGGCUCGCAAGACGGGCUUCCCAGAGAUCAUCAUGCCUGGUGAUGUUCGAAAUGAUAUCUAUGUAACAUUAGUGCAAGGAGAUUUUGAUAAAGGCAACAAAACGACAGCGAAGAACGUGGAGGUGACAGUGUCUGUCUAUGAUGAAGAUGGGAAGCGACUGGAGCAUGUGAUUUUCCCUGGUGCUGGUGAUGAGGCGAUCUCGGAGUACAAAUCUGUGAUUUACUACCAAGUGAAGCAGCCGCGCUGGUUUGAGACCGUUAAGGUGGCCAUCCCCAUCGAGGACGUUAACCGAAGUCACCUUCGAUUCACCUUCCGCCAUAGGUCAUCCCAGGACUCUAAAGAUAAGUCUGAGAAGAUAUUUGCGCUAGCAUUUGUGAAACUGAUGCGAUACGACGGGACAACUCUGCGGGACGGGGAACACGACCUCAUCGUCUACAAGGCUGAAGCCAAGAAGCUGGAGGACGCAGCGACUUACCUCAGUCUGCCCUCCACCAAAGCUGAGCUGGAGGAGAAGGGCCACUCGGCCACAGGCAAGAGCAUGCAGAGCCUUGGGAACUGCACCAUCAGCAAAGAUUCCUUCCAGAUCUCCACACUGGUGUGCUCCACCAAGCUGACCCAGAACGUGGACCUCUUGGGGCUCCUGAAGUGGCGCUCCAACACCAACCUUCUUCAGCAGAACCUGAGGCAGCUGAUGAAGGUGGAUGGCGGCGAGGUGGUGAAGUUUCUGCAGGACACGCUGGACGCCCUCUUCAACAUCAUGAUGGAGAACUCGGAGAGCGAGACGUUUGACACGCUGGUGUUCGAUGCUCUGGUCUUCAUCAUUGGGCUAAUUGCUGAUAGAAAAUUCCAGCAUUUUAAUCCUGUUCUGGAAACUUACAUUAAGAAACACUUCAGUGCCACGUUAGCCUACACGAAGCUGACGAAGGUACUAAGGACCUAUGUGGAUGGUGCAGAGAAGCCUGGUAUCAACGAACAGCUGUACAAAGCCAUGAAGGCAUUGGAGUACAUCUUCAAGUUCAUCGUGCGCUCCAGGAUCCUGUUCAAUCAGCUGUAUGAGGACAAAGGGGAGGCUGACUUCGUGGAGUCCUUGCUGCAGCUCUUCCGGUCCAUCAAUGACAUGAUGAGCAGUAUGUCUGACCAGACGGUCAGGGUGAAGGGAGCAGCACUGAAGUACUUGCCCACGAUUGUCAAUGAUGUGAAGUUGGUGUUUGAUCCCAAGGAGCUCAGCAAGAUGUUCACCGACUUCAUCCUCAACGUCCCCACGGGCUUGCUUACCAUCCAGAAGCUCUACUGCCUGAUCGAAAUCGUUCACAGUGACCUCUUUACACAACAUGACUGCAGAGAGAUCCUGCUCCCCAUGAUGACGGAGCAGCUCAAGUACCACCUGGAGAGGCAGGAGGACCUGGAGGCCUGCUGCCAGCUGCUCAGCAACAUCCUGGAGGUGCUGUACAAGAAGGACGUGGGGCCAACACAGAGGCAUGUCCAGAUAAUCAUGGAGAAACUUCUCAGGACAGUGAACCGGACCGUGAUCUCCAUGGGCCGGGAUUCCGAACUCAUUGGCAACUUUGUCGCUUGCAUGACAGCUAUUUUACGCCAGAUGGAGGAUUACCACUACGCUCACUUGAUCAAGACUUUUGGGAAAAUGAGGACGGAUGUCGUGGAUUUUCUAAUGGAGACAUUCAUCAUGUUUAAGAACCUCAUUGGGAAGAACGUCUAUCCUUUCGACUGGGUCAUCAUGAACAUGAUGCAGAAUAAAGUCUUCCUGAGAGCGAUUAAUCAGUAUGCAGAUAUGCUGAACAAGAAAUUUCUGGAUCAAGCCAACUUUGAGCUACAGCUCUGGAACAACUACUUUCACCUGGCAGUUGCCUUCCUCACUCAGGACUCCCUGCAACUGGAAAAUUUUUCGAGUGCCAAGAGAGGCAAAAUCCUGAACAAGUAUGGAGAUAUGAGGAGACAGAUUGGCUUUGAAAUCCGAGACAUGUGGUACAACCUGGGUCAACACAAGAUAAAGUUCAUUCCAGAAAUGGUGGGCCCUAUCUUAGAAAUGACAUUAAUUCCUGAGACAGAACUACGCAAGGCCACCAUCCCCAUCUUCUUUGAUAUGAUGCAGUGUGAAUUCCACUCUACCCGAAGCUUCCAGAUGUUUGAAAAUGAGAUCGUCACCAAGCUGGAUCAUGAAGUGGAAGGAGGCCGAGGAGAUGAACAGUACAAAGUGCUAUUUGAUAAGAUCCUCCUGGAACACUGCAGGAAACACAAGUACCUCGCCAAGACAGGGGAGACGUUCGUGAAACUCGUGGUGCGGCUGAUGGAGAGGCUGCUGGACUACAGAACCAUCAUGAACGACGAGAACAAAGAGAACCGCAUGAGCUGCACCGUCAACGUGCUGAAUUUCUACAAAGAAAUUGAGAGAGAAGAAAUGUACAUAAGGUAUUUGUACAAGCUCUGUGACUUACACAAAGAGUGCGAUAACUACACCGAAGCGGCCUACACCUUGCUCCUCCAUGCGAAGCUUCUGAAGUGGUCGGAGGAUGUGUGCGCGGCUCACCUCACUCAGCGGGACGGGUACCAGGCGACCACGCAGGGGCAGCUGAAAGAGCAGCUGUACCAGGAGAUCAUCCACUACUUUGACAAGGGCAAGAUGUGGGAGGAGGCCAUCGCCUUGGGCAAGGAACUUGCCGAACAGUAUGAAACCGAAAUGUUUGAUUAUGAACAACUCAGUGAACUGCUGAAAAAACAGGCUCAAUUUUAUGAAAACAUCGUCAAAGUGAUAAGACCCAAGCCUGACUAUUUUGCCGUUGGCUACUAUGGACAAGGCUUUCCUACAUUCCUUCGGGGGAAAGUCUUCAUUUACCGAGGAAAAGAGUAUGAACGCAGGGAAGACUUUGAAGCUCGGCUAUUAACUCAGUUUCCAAAUGCUGAGAAAAUGAAGACAACAUCUCCACCAGGCGACGAUAUUAAAAACUCUCCAGGCCAGUAUAUUCAGUGUUUCACAGUGAAGCCCAAGCUUGAUUUGCCCCCUAAAUUUCACAGACCGGUGUCCGAGCAGAUUGUGAGUUUUUACAGGGUGAAUGAAGUCCAGAGAUUUGAAUAUUCACGGCCAAUCCGGAAAGGAGAGAAAAACCCAGAUAAUGAAUUUGCGAACAUGUGGAUCGAGAGAACCAUAUACACUACAGCGUAUAAGCUGCCAGGGAUCUUAAGGUGGUUUGAGGUCAAAUCUGUUUUCAUGGUGGAGAUCAGCCCGCUGGAGAACGCCAUCGAGACCAUGCAGCUGACCAAUGACAAGAUCAGCAGCAUGGUGCAGCAGCACCUGGACGACCCCGGCCUGCCCAUCAACCCCCUGUCCAUGCUCCUGAACGGCAUUGUGGACCCCGCCGUUAUGGGAGGCUUUGCAAACUACGAGAAGGCCUUCUUCACAGACCGGUACCUGCAGGAGCACCCUGAGGCCCACGGGCAGAUAGAGAAGCUCAAGGACCUCAUAGCCUGGCAGAUUCCGUUUCUUGCUGAAGGGAUCAGGAUUCAUGGAGACAAGGUCACAGAGGCUCUCAGGCCGUUCCAUGAGCGAAUGGAAGCCUGCUUCAAGCAGCUGAGGGAGAAGGUGGAGAAGCAAUAUGGCAUCCGAACCAUGCCCUCAAGCCUGGAUGACAGAAGAGGCAGUCGGCCACGCUCCAUGGUGCGAUCCUUCACUAUGCCGUCCACAUCCCGGCCUCUGUCCGUGGCCUCCGUCUCUUCCCUGUCGUCCGACAGCACGCCAUCCAGGCCAGGCUCUGAUGGGUUUGCUCUGGAGCCUCUACUGCCAAAGAAAAUGCACUCCAGGUCCCAGGACAAGCUGGACAAGGACGACGCGGAGAAGGAGAAGAAGGACAAGAAGAAGGAGAAGCGGAACAGCAAGCACCAGGAGAUAUUUGACAAGGAAUUCAAGCCGGCUGACGGCUCCUUGCAGCCGUCCGAGGCUGUGAUCCUUUCGGAAACGAUCAGUCCCUUACGGCCACAGAGACCCAAGAGCCAGGUGCUCAAUGUGAUGGGCAGUGAGCGGCGCUUCUCCGUGUCCCCAGCUCCGCCAGGCUCCCAGCACACCCCGCCUCCGGUCACGCCGAGGGCCAAGCUCAGUUUCAGCGUUCAGUCUGGUCUGGAGUUGAAUGGCGUGACGGGCGGCGGGACGAGCGUGGACGCGGCGGAUGUCCCGCCCCCUCUGCCUCUCAAAGGCAGCACGGCAGACUACGGGAACCUGAUGGAGACCCAGGACCUGGGGGGCUCGCCGACGCCCCCACCCCCUCCCCCGCCUCCCCACCAGAGGCCGCCUCCGCUGCCCAGCAAGACGCCACCCCCUCCUCCUCCAAAGACCACCCGCAAGCAGACCUCGGUGGACUCCGGGAUCGUGCAGUGAGCAGCCGCGGGCCUGCCUCAAAGGCCAGCUGUCCCCCCCUCACCCCAUCUUUCCUGUCUGGCAGUUACCUCAUUGGGGGUGGGGAGCUGUGGUGUCUAACCUUCAGUGCAUGGGCUUUUCCCAGAAAGAGGGAGGUGGUUCACCCGUGGCCCUCACCUGGGGUGUCCUCAGGGGGGCAGAGGACCAAGGUGCGCCUGGAGUUCAUCAACACUUGGGGACCCCUCACAGGUCAGUCUUAGAGACAGCCCCAGUCUUGCCCAACAUCCUUUGUUUUUGUGCCAAAUGAUGUGUGUUAGCGAAGAGCCGGGCUGCUAUGUCAGCCCGGAGAGGUGAGCAGCGCGCCGCCGUGAUGUGAGAACUCUCACGACCCCCCUGGCCGCCCACCGUCUGCUAACGCCCGGACCCCAGCCCACCCCAGACUUGUGUGGGGUGGCUAUGUCUGCAACCUAUGCCGAGCAACUCAGAGUUCAACCCUUCAGGGAGGUUCCUGGUUUGGGUUCUUGGUUGUUUUUUCCCUGGUAUAAUUUAAAAUAGGAUAUUUCUCAGCUACUGAACAGUUACUAAUUUAUGGAGUAGAAACACCAUUGAGGAUACUGGAUCAGAUGGGUAUAGGAAGAAGAAACACGGGCAUUCUUUGCUGUAAAAGCCUGCGUACCACACAAGAUGGUUUUAGACUGGAGCAUUCUCUGUAUUUCAGUCUCCUGUACAGAAGUUUGUAUAUAGAGAGAUUUAUAUAUAUUUGGUGGUUCUUAGAACUUGUUUUAACUUUUUGUGGCCCUUCUGUUUGUUGUAAUAAUCACUUUCAAAUGAUUCGUAAGAUGAAUUCCUAAUUCUAACUGGUGGAAAUGUAAAAAAACAAAAAUACCAGAAAAACAUCCACAAAUUCAAUGUGUUCUCCAGAGCAUUCAGCUCCUGAAGAUAUGGAUGGACAACGAGGUGGUUUUUUUUUUAUGAAAACUAACGUGUAUAACCUGAUAUUGUAUUCUAUCUAUAUUUUUUUAUUCACUAUGAUCAUGAUACUCUCCUCAUAGCUUCAAAGUUAAUCAUUGGCAAAUGAAAAAAUAAAAUGGUAUUUAAAAAGCG